This is a messenger RNA of Paracoccidioides lutzii Pb01, 462 nucleotides long. RefSeq lists its product as hypothetical. The transcript is spliced from 2 exons. Bases 1 to 462 code for a protein of 153 amino acids. The record is from RefSeq and is a predicted model, not a curated record.
AUGCCCCUCCUGGACGUCGAUACUUUGGAAGUCCCCGACAAAACAACUAUCAAAUCAUUUACACAGGAAUUUAUGAUUCGACAGGCUCCCUCUUUUACCCAGCAGCACGUCUCGGCUCUCAAGACAUUGGAUACGUGGAAUACUGUGCGGACCCUCACACGUGCAGACAUCAUGAUUCGAGAGCCCGUAUUCGACCGUGUUCUGCACGUUUUCUCAUGGGAAACCCAAUUCAUCCGACAUCUACAUCACAACUACUCCAGACACACUUCCCUUCAUCGGGAUUUCCCCUGGGCCACCGCGAAUCACAUACCACCUUUUCUCCAUUCUAAAGAAGAGGGCGAAAACACACUCCCCAUCUACCACGACCUCUUCGUGAACGUCGGAAGGUUCGCCCAGCAGCGACGACGGGGCCGUCCGAGAAAUCGAGAGUGGAAUGGUGUCUAUUCGAGGGAUCAGGCGUGA